UUAUGCUUCCUGCUAGUGCAGCAGCGGAUGUCAGAAGAGUGACUUUGGAUUUGCUUGUAGAUAAACAGAAAACGGACGUAUAUUCAGUUUGACACAUUAAAACAGCUAUUUCCCCUUUCUUGUAUUACAGAUACCCCUUCACGAUGACCACCCCUACCCCUCAACCCCAUAACCGCAGCAGGCCUAGUGAAGACGAGGAGGACCCAGUGGAUCAGAUGAUUGUUAAGACAGGCUGUGCCCAGUUGCAUUACGCCGUGCAGGACUGUAUGGCUGAAAACCAGGACUGGAGAAAAUGCCAGCCACAAGUUCAAACCUUUAAGAACUGUAUGCUGGCAUACCAAAAAACAAAGAGGGACCAACUCGCAAAACACGGACAGAAACUGCCGCAAAUGCAGAGUUGAUGAUAUUAGAGCAAGCAUUAUUUUGUUUAGCCAGGGUUUGGUAAAUUGGGUCCUUGAUGGUCAUUUCCCCCGUAAAUUAUUCAUUAUUUUAGUAUCUGGUCAGGUUAAAUGGACAUGAACAAAGACCUGUGUAAAGUUACAGUACUAUGCAUAUUACAAUAUGCUGGUCAGGAUAAUGCUAUUAAAGGAACAUUUAUUAUUUUUCA
This is a messenger RNA of Polyodon spathula (Mississippi paddlefish), 607 nucleotides long. RefSeq names its product cytochrome c oxidase assembly factor 4 homolog, mitochondrial (gene coa4). Lineage: Eukaryota; Metazoa; Chordata; Actinopteri; Acipenseriformes; Polyodontidae. Gene Ontology annotation, cellular component: mitochondrial intermembrane space. The transcript has 2 exons. Gene Ontology annotation, biological process: mitochondrial respiratory chain complex IV assembly. The coding region runs from base 144 to 401 and encodes 85 amino acids. The record is from RefSeq and is a predicted model, not a curated record.